Molecule: messenger RNA, 1447 nt
Organism: Papilio machaon (common yellow swallowtail)
Lineage: Eukaryota; Metazoa; Arthropoda; Insecta; Lepidoptera; Papilionidae
Gene: Mpc1
Product: mitochondrial pyruvate carrier 1
Exons: 4
Coding region: 211-555 (114 amino acids)
Biological process (GO): pyruvate import into mitochondria
Cellular component (GO): mitochondrial inner membrane
Source: RefSeq, a predicted model, not a curated record
AACGAACUGUUGACCUUUUUAACUACUCUAAUAAUUUUUGUUAUACCUAUUUACACUCUUGUACGAAACAUUAGUUCUAAUAUUUCUUGGUUAUCACUUUUAUCAGUUGACAGUGACAUUGGUUCACUAGUAAAAAGUUGAAGAGGACGUAGCAGUUUUUCUGCUUAAUUAAUAAUUUAAAGAUUAAAAGUUUGGAGGAAUAGAGUAAAAAUGGGUUCAUUGGUGAAAAAACUAUUUGACCAGCUCAAAAGCAAGGAGUUUAGGGAAUAUUUGAUGAGUACCCACUUCUGGGGCCCCGUAGCAAACUGGGGUAUACCACUGGCAGCAAUUGCAGACACACGGAAAGAUCCUGUCUACAUUAGUGGCAAAAUGACACUUGCUCUGACGCUAUAUUCUCUGAUGUUCAUGAGGUUCGCGUGGCGAGUGAAGCCGAGGAACAUGCUACUGUUCGCCUGUCACUUCACCAACGAAUGCGCUCAGAUCACACAGGGAGUGAGGUUCGUCAACUACCAUUACAUACAGGGUGGAGAGAAGAAGGAAGAUCUCAAGAAAUAAGCUCACAAUUAGAAAAUUCUAGAACUUAUCUUAGGGUCUGUUUACAUGGGCGAUAGUUUCCAGUACAAAAUAUUAAUAUACAUAAAGGGAUUUGCGGAUUAUUUCAUAAAAUAUGUUCAAAGGGAUUUGCAAUAGUAAUUAGUACAAAAUAUUUAGGUUAACUUAGGAUGGGAUUAUAAUUAAUCCAUGUAAUGGGUUGGAUUCUUUUGAAUACAUAUCAAGGUGAGUCGUUUUUAUGAUUGUCUUUGAUCAGUUUUAGGCUAGCCUAAGUGCCGCUUAAAAUAUAUUUUUAAACUUUGUCAAGUGUCAAAACGAUCUUUAAAACAUACUGUAGUAUUUUUGGCGUGGUUUUAGUGACUGAACUGACCUAAUGCACUAGGCACUGUUUAUACCCUAACUCUAAGUGGAAGGGAUACAUGAGAACGAAUUAAUUUAGUUUAAUUUAGACAGUACCUAAAUAAAUAUUCUUAACCUUUAUUAGAGGAAAUAACACAUUUGGAUAUAAAUUCGCCCGUGUAUAGCAGUCCUUAUUUGCGGUGCUUAUCUCUGCGUAGUAUGUACACAGUAGUAAAUGUAGUCAAUGGUUGUACUUGGACGCCUCGGCCACAACUGAACGUGUAGGUAUGUGUAGAAAUAAUAAUACUUUGACAGUUAACGGAUUGUAUUUUAUAAGAAAAAAAUGUGCUUAAAAUCAAUUUAGGAAUAGACAUAAAAUUUGUUUUAAUAGAAUCAUUGUAUAAAGUUGUGAUUUUUGAGUUACCAAAUAUUUUUGUUUCUCUACCCUCUUGAUUUUUUGUCUGCCAAUUUGAAGUUGAUUAUCGAUGUGACUUGUAAGUAUUUAUUUCUGAGGGUCUAUCUCGAAUAUUAGCGAUAUCAGUAUUCGUAACAUCAU